AUGGCCAAAUCCUACCUCGGGCUUCGUGGAACGAAGCUGAAUAUCGCAGUCGGUGUGAUUGCCGGUCUGGAUUUUUUUCUCUUCGGUUAUGACCAGGGUGUCAUGGGUGGUCUUUUGACCCUCGACUCGUUUAUUGCAACUUUCCCUCAACUUGAUACUUCCUCCGACAAUUACAAAAGCUUGUCCCAGGCCGGCCAACUGCGUCAAUCUAACAUUCAAGGUAUCUCGGUUGCUGGUUACAAUCUGGGCUGUUUCGUCGGCUCCAUCGUCUGUAUCUUUGUCGGUAACAAGCUCGGCCGUCGCAAGACUAUUUUCGUUGGCUCCGCCAUUAUGGUUGUUGGUGCAAUUCUCCAGUGCACUGCCUUUGGAUUGCCUCAUUUCAUCGUUGGACGUUUGAUCACUGGUAUCGGUAACGGUUUGAACACAUCGACCGUGCCCACAUGGCAGUCCGAAUGCUCCAAGGCCCAUCGUCGUGGUCAGCUCGUCAUGGUCGAAGGUGCUCUGAUUACCGGAGGUAUCUGCUUCAGUUACUGGCUCGAUCUGGCCUUUUCGUUCCUCGACCCCAACACCGUGUCGUGGCGCUUCCCGAUUGCCUUCCAGAUUAUCUUUGCUGUGAUUAUCUUGGCCUUUGUCAUGCUCCUGCCCGAAUCCCCCCGUUGGCUCAUCUUCCAGGGCCGCGAGGACGAAGCAACCGAAGUUCUGGGUGCCCUCCUCGAUCUCCCUACCGAUGAUGUUUUGAUUGAGAACGAGUUCUCCGCUAUCAAGGACACCGUUUUGGAAGCUGCCAACACUAGCUGGCGCGAUCUGUUCACCAUGGGCGAGGACCGUCACUUCCACCGUGUCGUUCUUGCCUACGUCAACCAAAUGUUCCAGCAAAUUUCCGGUAUCAACUUGAUCACCUACUACGCCCCGGUCAUCUACCAGAACAGUAUUGGAAUGGGCUCGCUCAUGUCCCGUAUUUUGGCUGCUUGCAACGGUACCGAGUACUUUAUUGCUUCUUGGUUGCCCGUCUUCAUCAUUGAGAAGGCUGGUCGCCGACCUCUGAUGCUUGUGGGUGCCGCCGGUAUGUCGAUUUCCAUGGUUAUCCUCGCCGUGUGCACCAGUUUCGAGGGCAACAGCCAAGCCGGUAUUGGCGCAGCUGUGUUCCUGUUUGUCUUCAACACCUUCUUCGCCUGGGGUUGGUUGGGUAUGACCUGGCUGUACCCUGCCGAGAUUGUGCCUCUGCGUAUUCGUGCCCCGGCCAACGCGCUGUCCACCUCGGCCAACUGGAUUUUCAACUUUAUGGUCGUCAUGAUCACGCCUCCGGCUUUCCAGUCGAUCAAGUACAAGACCUACAUUAUCUUUGCCGUCAUCAACGCCUUCAUCUUCCCCGUCGUCUACUUCUUCUACCCUGAAACCUCCUACCGGUCUCUGGAAGAAAUGGACGCCAUCUUCCGCAAGACAACCUCGAUCUGGGACGUCGUCAAGGUUGCCGCCGACGAGCCUCUUCGCUACGGCAAGAAUGGUGAACUGCUCAUCAACUACACCGAGACCGACGAGCACUUUCGUCGUGCCAGCCACGUCAGCGAGAAGCGCGGCAACAAGCAACAUGCCGACCCUGCCUAUCAGGCGGAACUCGGUCAUGCCGAGGAGAUUUCUGAUACGAGCUAG
This is a messenger RNA of Talaromyces rugulosus, 1650 nucleotides long. RefSeq lists its product as uncharacterized. The record is from RefSeq and is a predicted model, not a curated record. Gene Ontology annotation, molecular function: carbohydrate:proton symporter activity. Gene Ontology annotation, biological process: carbohydrate transport; transmembrane transport. Bases 1 to 1650 code for a protein of 549 amino acids. Lineage: Eukaryota; Fungi; Ascomycota; Eurotiomycetes; Eurotiales; Trichocomaceae. The transcript is spliced from 3 exons. Gene Ontology annotation, cellular component: membrane.